AUGGCCCCCCACGUGCUCGGCUGGGUGCUGGUGCUGCUGCUCCCUGCACUGGCAGCCCCGGCGGCCCCCCUGGAGGUGGCGGCACCAGAGAAGCUGUGCGGCCACCACCUGGUGCGGGCGCUCGUCAGGGUCUGCGGGGGACCCCGCUGGUCCUGGAAGGAGGACGCCUGGCCUGCGGGGGGCAACGACCGUGAGCUCCUGCAGUGGCUACAGGGACAUCACCUCCUCCAGGGACUGGUGGCUGACGGGGAUCCCAAGAUGGCAGCCGUUCUCCACCGUGACCGGCGCCGUCGCCGGGAAAGUGUCCCCAACCCCGUCUGGCAGUGCUGUGUGCGGGGCUGCACCCGGGAGCAGCUCCUGGGCCUGUGUCCCCACUGACUCCCGGCAUGGGGGCUCCCCAGCCCCCAGUAUGAGACCCUGAAUCAAUAAAUGUCACUCCUGCAGAAUCCAAAA
Molecule: messenger RNA, 453 nt
Organism: Erinaceus europaeus (western European hedgehog)
Lineage: Eukaryota; Metazoa; Chordata; Mammalia; Eulipotyphla; Erinaceidae
Gene: INSL3
Product: insulin like 3
Exons: 2
Coding region: 1-378 (125 amino acids)
Biological process (GO): adenylate cyclase-inhibiting G protein-coupled receptor signaling pathway
Cellular component (GO): extracellular region
Molecular function (GO): hormone activity; G protein-coupled receptor binding
Source: RefSeq, a predicted model, not a curated record